AUGGAUUCUGAACGUGCGAUUGCGACGGCAAACGAAGCAUUCGCGUCAUACGAAGCCACUCAGGACCCGGCAUUGCUCGACGAUGCAAUUGACACCAUGCGGACAGCUAUCGAUUCGGGUCUCUCACCACCGCCUGCGAAACCUGAAUGGGUUGUGAAGCUCGUUUCUAUGCUGGAAGCACGCUUUCAGUGUCUUGGAGAUCUUGCUGAUCUUGAAGAGGGUAUACAGCUUCAGCGUCGUGCCGUUGAACAGACGCCCGAUGGCAGGCCAGACAAACCAACGGUGCUCAACAAUCUUGCCGAAUCCUUGCGUAGCCGCUACGACCAUCUCGGAGACGUCGGCGAUAUCGAGGAAGCAAUUUCUUACGGACGUCUUGCUGUGGCGUCUAUGCCUGACGAUCAUAAGACCAAGCCGCUAUUCCUGCACAACCUUGGCUGUUUCCUACAGCGUCGCUUCGAUGACCUAGGAGAGCUAGAUGACCUCGAAAGUGCUAUAUCUACUAAGCAACUUGCAUCUCGGCUUAUGACUGAUGACCACCCGUAUAGGCCUACCUUGCUCACGAGCCUUGGAGGGUCAUUGUACAGCCGUUUCGAUCGCCUGGGUCAGGUCAACGACCUCGAGAAAGCCGUUGAGCACGAACGUCUCGCCUUGACACUCAUGCCAGACGAUCACCCCGAUAGAUCAACGCUGCUGAGUAAUAUUGGGGACUCUCUGCGCACUCGCUUCAAGCGUCUGGGCCAGAUCGACGACAUCCACGAGGCCAUCUCGCACGGACGCCUCGCUCUCAAUCUGACGCCGGACGGUCAUCCUGAGAGGCCUACACGUCUGACCAAUCUCGGUUGUUCUCUACAAGCCCGUUUUGCGCGCUCUAACGAUCUCGAUGACUUACAGAGUGCCAUCUCCCUUGAGGCCCGCGCAGUCGAGUUGACUGCUGACGGUGACGCAAACAAGCCCAUCUUCCUCAACAACCUGGGCGGAUCUUUAUACGAUCGCUUUGACCGCCUGGGUGACAUUCAGGACCUCGAGGAUGCAAUCUCUCAUGAACGACUUGCAACGAGCUUGACGUCUGAUGACGACUCGGACAAGCCGAUAUACCUCAACAGCCUCAGCGGCUCUUUGCAACGUCGCUUCGACCACCUCGGUGAUCUCGGUGAUCUCGAUGCUGCCAUCACCGCUCAGCGCAAUGCAGUUGAUCUCACGCCUGACGAGCACCCAGACAAGCCAAUGUGGCUGAAUAACCUCGGCGGCUCAUUGCAACGGCGUUUUGAUCGCCUUGGUGACAUCGCCGACCUCGACGACGCUGUCGAGGCCAACCGGCUCGCAGUUGAUCUUGCACCCCAUGGCCACCCCGAUAAGGCGCUUUGGCUCAACAACCUCGGCGGUUCCCUGCAUCGCCGCUUCGAGCGCACGAGCAGCCUCGAUGACCUCGACGAGGCUAUCGACGCCGAGUAUCGCGCUCUUGAUCUGGCGCCCGAUGGUCAACCCACCAAAGCCUUAUGGUUUCACAACCUCGGCAUCUCUCUGCAGUGCCGCUUCGGCUGUACAGAUGACCUCGAUGAUCUUGAAGGUGCUAUAUCCGCGAAGGAGCUCGCCGUAGAGCUCACGCCUGACGGACACGCGGAUAAGGCGAUGCGGCUCAGUAGCCUCGGUGGAUCUCUACGCGUCAGUUUCGAGCGCUAUGGGAAGCUCGGCGAUUUGGACAAAGCUAUCGCUAUCCAACGAUCGGCAAUUGCGCGCACACCUCACGCGCAUCCCGAGAGUCCUUUUCGGCUCUACAACCUCGCCAUCACACUGCGUAGCCGCUUCGAACACAGUCACGAACGUGAACACUUCGAGGAAGCUAUCGAGUCGUUCAUGACGGCCACGACGCAAUCACUCGGGACCCCCGCUAUCCGCUUGAACUCUGCGGUAGAGUGCGUCAAACUACUAUCUCAGCAUACGGAGUUUACCUCUGCGGAGUCCAUCUUACUCGCGCACUCGCGUAUCCUGAAUGUGCUCCCUGAGAUUGUGUGGCUCGGCCACAGUAUCAGUCGCCGAUACGAGGAAUCAGCUCGGCUCGGAGAACUGGUCAACGCAGCUGUGUCCGCGGCGAUCCAGCAUCGUGAUCUGCCCAAGGCCGUUGAGUGGCUAGAGGCUGGCAGAUCGCUCGUCUGGUCACAAAUCCUGUCUCUACGUGCGCCCGCAGAUGACCUCAAAGACCACCAUCCUGAUCUAGCCUCCGAGCUACGCGAAAUUUCUCACGAGCUGCAGCAAUCUGCGAACGCUCCCCACUUUGCACGAGACAAGCCUGAAGAGACUCGUCAUCAUGGGUCCGGGACGGCCAACAAGGCGGCGGAGCACCAUCGAGAGUUGGUCAGGCGCUAUGAGAGCGUUCUGGGGGAGAUCCGCGCGUUUCCUGGGUUCGAGGACUUCUUGCGUCCGGCUAAGCUCGCCAGUCUCAUGUCUUCGCUCGAACAUGCAGAUGGACCGGUGGUCUUCAUCAAUGUUCACUCUACAUCUUGCGAUGCUUUGUCGCUUGCUCCUGAUGGCUCUAUCGUCCACGUGCCUCUACCCCAGCUCAGCGAGAGUCGGGCUCAUACCUUGCGCACUGCUUGGAUGCGGAAUCUCGAGCUUUGUCAUACGAGAACGCGCGCUGCUAUGGCUCCCGAUAUGGUUGGUCCCCGCGGGAGCACCAACAUAUUCGGUCGCGCUAUGGGGCGCUUAUGGACGUGGAUGGUCUGUCCGAUCUUGCAAGCGCUCGAUCUAAUGGUUGAAGAAGAAAUGACUACGAGCGCAGAUCGUCUGCCGCACAUCACCUGGUGCCCGACUGGCCCACUAACGCAGCUCCCUCUGCACGCCACAGGCCUAUACGAUGCCACCAAGCCGGACCAACCUCAUCUGUUCGACUACGUCGUGUCAUCAUACACUCCAUCCCUAUCCGCGCUCAUACAUUGCCGGGGAACGUUCCAUUCUCAAGCUUCGCGUCCGAGCGUAUUGGUGGUCGCGCAACCGGCGACUCCGGGUCUAUCUCGACUCCCCGGCACCAAGGUCGAGUGCAAGCGUUUGCGCGCUGUUCUGUCUGCGUCCACAAGCACAUUCUUGGAGCAAACAGAGGGAACGGUGGAGAACAGUCUAGUUGCACUACGCAAGCACCCCUGGAUACAUCUCGCCUGCCAUGGCUCGCAGAACACAGCCGAUCCAACACAAAGCGCCUUCGCGCUGUACGACGGCCCUCUUACUCUAUCCGCACUCAUGAGCACAACGGCAGACAAUGCCGAGCUCGCAUUCCUCUCGGCAUGUCAGACUGCCGUCGGAGAUGAGAAAGUGCCCGAGGAGUCCGUGCAUCUCGCGGCGGGGAUGUUGGCUGUUGGGUUUAAGGGCGUUGUUGCGACUAUGUGGUCUAUUGGAGAUGCGGAUGCGCCCGUCGUUGUGGAGGCGUACUAUAAGACGCUGCUCGAGCAUCGGAACGCUGGUGAGGGUGUGGGAGAGGGAACGGGAGCGGCGUAUGCGCUGCAUGAGGCUGUCAAGGUUUUGCGGAGUCGCGUGGGGGAGAACAGUUUCGUGAGAUGGGCGCCUUUCGUUCACUUCGGUAUCUGA
This is a messenger RNA of Peniophora sp. CBMAI 1063, 3576 nucleotides long. NCBI's taxonomy places the organism in Eukaryota, Fungi, Basidiomycota, Agaricomycetes, Russulales, Peniophoraceae. The record is from the annotation of a GenBank genome assembly.